CGGACAUCCAUAAAAUAUACGAGUACUUGGUGGUAUGUUAAUACACAUCCGAAAACACUUUUCGAACUUAGUCCCUCGUCUAGCUCUCCGGCUGGGAUCUCACUCUUCACACCAGAAACAUUGCUAUGCACUCCUUUGGGCAGGUAAAGUUCAACAUGCCGUCUUUGCAAAUCGCAGCAAGGCAAAAGGCUGCGGAUGGAAACACUUUGCGGUGUGCAGGAUAUGCGAUGGUGCUCAUCAUAACCCUGCAGACGAUGCACACAGCGUGGACAAUUGGUCCGCUUACAAAUCCCUGUCGAAGGAUUCACUUCCUGCACAAACUGGACUGAAUUAUUCGGAUUCUCACUCACGAGCAUUGCGAGUGAUUGCUCGCUUUGAACAACCUUUCAGUGCGCUUUUGCUAGCGCGGCAGCGCGAUGGAGAAUUCAAGAGGAUCACGUUAAAUUAUGAUAUUAUUACCCGGCUUAAAGACAUUGCUUCUAUUAGGGAUAUCAGGACAUUAGAAGGACUUCAGUACUGUUGAGCGGAUUUUGUUUGUGCCCUGACGAUAACUUGCAUGGAGUAUCAUAUAUACCUGCACAAGCUCUAAUUUGAAAGCAGACGUGGGAGACCCACCGUGUCAUUUGUCUACUUGAGAUUAAAAUCAAAAGGUAAAAGAUCAGCUGAUCUCAACAAAGUUAUUAACUAUGAAGCUUUGAAGGCGCAUCGGGAAUGGAAAUAUGAACGAACAUC
Molecule: messenger RNA, 732 nt
Organism: Suillus bovinus
Lineage: Eukaryota; Fungi; Basidiomycota; Agaricomycetes; Boletales; Suillaceae
Exons: 1
Coding region: 35-523 (162 amino acids)
Source: RefSeq, a predicted model, not a curated record